Molecule: messenger RNA, 671 nt
Organism: Rubroshorea leprosula
Lineage: Eukaryota; Viridiplantae; Streptophyta; Magnoliopsida; Malvales; Dipterocarpaceae
Source: the annotation of a GenBank genome assembly
ACGAAGAGAGAAGCAGAACCCCGAUUCAGAUCCUGCGGAGGAAAUGGGGUGUUUCUCUUGCUUCCACGGAGUAAGCACCGAGAGAAAAGAACAGAGAAGAGAACAAGAUAGAUUAGCCUCCGCCGAAGCUCGGGCUAAAGCAGCCGAGGCUGCGCAGAAGCGGCAAGAGCAGUUUGAAAAGUCAGCUGCGGGAAGAGCUGCACGUGCUCAGCUACAAGCCACUGCAAAACAAUCUGCAAAUACAAACAAAGGCGAACCAGUUCUAAAGUGGCAGAUGGGAUAAGGUCUUCUUCUAUGUGCAAUUCAAAAUAGUUCAUGUAAAUAGUAGUAAGAUUGGCUUCUGCCCUAUUCUCUGCGUAGCUAGUUACUCUUCCUGGAGCAAUUGAUGAACAUCCCAAGUCAUAUGUGUCCAAUUUGAUUCUAAUUUUUUCAAUUAUCCUGUACAGUUUGAAAAGAAAGUGUAAGACACAUGUUUGUUUACAAUCUCAACCUAGACAUGGUUUAUUUUCACUAUAAUUAUAACUCCCUCUAUUUGAAUUUAAUGGCCAGUCGCCCAUGACUCAGUUCCUUGUACUUUUAGAAUUUAGAUUCCUUGAUUUAGUAUAAUUUGAUAUCAGUAGGAGAAAGUUUUCUGUGAAAUCUGGAUACCAUGUCAGCUGUAUCCAUGUUAU